Schistosoma turkestanicum is the source of this 4070-nucleotide messenger RNA. Lineage: Eukaryota; Metazoa; Platyhelminthes; Trematoda; Strigeidida; Schistosomatidae. The record is from the annotation of a GenBank genome assembly.
AUAUGUAACGUUUUCGAAACUUUGCUGUACGCGACACAUUAAACAGCCUGUCUACUCUGCAGCCCCCCACCGCAUACCGGGCACCUCCUGGCUAGAGACAAACUAACCGGAGUCUAAAUUUACACAUACCCUUGCACCUUCUGACAAUUCGUCUUAUAUGCGCAAAUGAUAUUCUCUGGUGCCUAAUUAUACAAAUGAAUAUGCUUACUCAUAUAUGUUCAAGAAUUACAAUUCACUGUGAUUGACGUUGGUUAGUUAUGGAAAAUACCAAGAUACGACUCUCUGGUUUUAUAUAGUCGGGCACUCUGCAACCUCAUAUUAAAAGUAGCCCAGACUUUAUACGGGCAAUUAAAGUUCGAAAUGGAAUCCUUUUGUUAUCGUCAUCUCUUUCGGUGCAAGUCAUUGUACACUGCAUAAGCUGACUUGUAAAUCUUAUUAUUAGCUAUUAUGGAAUCACCACCGAAGAGGCUAGCCCAAUUAUUGUAAUCCUUUGCCCUGUUUUGUUUCUCUUCGGACCACUGAAUUGCGUCAGUGAAUAGUAUUAAGGCUGUAUAUAAGCAUGGGUACUGGAUAUUUGUCCAAGUUCUUGUUACUUAUAAAUAACAGUCCAUAAGGUGAUGUAUGUGCCUAGUACGAGGAAUAAUUCUAGUACAUACCAUUCAGUCAUUAAGAAUUUGUUGAUUCAUUGUAAUAUAAAUGCUAAUUACUUAAAUGCAUUGAUUUCAGAUCUGGGUAUAAUAGAGUAAACAGGAUAUUUGGCCUUGGUAAACGAAAUUAAUCCAACUAGUUAUUUACAAAAAGCGCUCUCCCGGUGUCACUAUUUCCAUUGAUAUAAUACUUAUGUGGACUCCUCCAGUUUGUGAUAACCCUCCACCUUUCAACAUCGAGAAAGAGCUGGUUCCUACCGUAAUAUCGGAAUCAUCAUCCAAAUCAUCUGGUGUAUCUUCCUCCUCUAGUGGUUUAGACCGUGAUUUUUUGAAAGAGGACUGCCCACAAUAUACUGCACAAAACAUCAGAUACCAACACUAUCCGGUUCCGGUUAAUUAUCCCGUCACUUUACUCUCGUUGAGUCUAAGGUAAACUUCUUGGAGCGACUUCCUGGAUACCAGUUCCAUGAGUGUCUUUCGUUUGUACAAAGAACUCUAAUGGAAUCGAAGGUUCGAUGCUUGUCAUUUCCAUACCAAAUACUUCCCACUUGUGGGUCGAAAGUGUACCUGUAUACAUGGACUCUUCCAAGAAAUGAAAUAAUAACUCAGCUAUGUUCACUUGCCGCAACAUGUUUUCAAGACACAAAUAUGUCUGUUGGACUUUUGUUUUCAAAACCAAUAUCCAAAAAAGAUUAUGUUUGUCGAAUUCCUCUUUAUCUAACUCGUGGUAUGGUUCGUUCACGUGUGCGAUUAGUAGGAACAUUUACACUGAAUGAGGAGGAAUUGAAGUGUGUCGAAUCAGCUCAUCGUGUGAUAGCUGAAUUAAUUACAAAUAUUGGUCAUAUUUCGCAUGUUGGUUAUAAACCAUCAGAUCCCCUUCUCCGUACUCAUUUCGACAGACAAAAUGCUUCAACGGAUGUCUCUGAAUCUCUCCGUGUCAUAUUGUUCGAUCGAUUUGGUGACUUAUUAUUCAAUCCCGAGAAAGCAAAUAUCCUGUCACUGCUGACGCUGAUCCGACUACCAGAUUGUAGUAUCGAUUAUGAAGCACUCAACACACUCCUAGAAUGGUCUUUUUGUCGAGCUAAUGGAAUUUCAACGGCUGAUGAUAAUUCAUCUGUAAAUGUCAAACCUGUACAUGGUAUUGUGCCUAAAUGGAGAAUCCGAUUGAGUCAAAUACCGCAAGACAAUUGGGUUGGAUUGGUAAUCAAACCUAAUCAUUUGCCAGAUAGUGAUCCUGGUAUGUUUUCUAUCUCGAAAAUUAGUUCGGAAACUGCUUUGAGUAUUAUACCAGAAACCUAUGCUUCUAAACUUGGUGAUUUCCAAAAUGUCAAAAGCGCCUCAUGUCUAACUUAUUUAGACUAUUAUACAGUUAAAUAUCAACAGAUGAAAAGCAUAUCUUCUACAAUAAAUCCUUCACUACCAUUGUUUGAAUGUAUGAGAAUAACUCGUCAUCAGAAUUCCACUCAAGUUAAUGCAGGUUUGCGAAAAAACAAAUCAUUAAUCAAACCAUCAGUGUUCCUUUCUGACGCUUGUUUGGUGCAUCCAUUAUCUUCAUGGAUAUGGUUCCAAGUUUCCUUGAUACCAACAAUUCUCUACCAAAUGUCACGAGCAUUAUUAGCUUCACAACUAUUUACAGAGUUGAAUUACGAACUGAAAAGUUCUCAACCAUUCUCUCAAAUUAGAAUGAAUUCACUAACUAUAACCAACGAUUCACUUUCUCAUACAACCAUACUUGUUCCUGAUCGUUUAAGUGCUCCUGUUUUUUCGAAUGGUGAACAGAUAGAACAAAAUGUCUUCGAUUUUGAAGUGGAUAGAGCAACUUCAGAAAUGGAUAAAAAAUUGGAUAAUGAAGCCUAUAAUGAAAGUUUAGAGAAAUUUGCAAUUUGUCCUCAUCCUAAUAACCUAAUUGAACCAACUACAUUACUAGGAGCUCGAGAUGCAGUAGAUCUCGAACGUUUAGAAUUUUAUGGUGACUCAUUUCUACAUUUUAUAGCUACAUUGUGUGUUUAUGGUACCAAUCCUCAAGAUGCUGAUGAAGGGUGUUUAAGCUCAAAAAGAGGUUUACUUGUGUCAAAUGCUCAUCUUUACGAUAUCGCUUGUGACUUAAAAUGGUAUGAAUAUUGUACUAGUCAAAUAUUUUCUCCACCAGAACACUUCUUACCGCCAUGCUACAUUGUUGCAUCCGAGGCUUGCAAAACAGAUCCACGUCUGUAUAUUCGUUUAACAGAUAAAUCUCUAGCAGAUAUGGUCGAAGCACUGAUAGGAUGUUUCUUACUACGUUUAGGAUUACGUGCUGCUUUGAAUUUACUCCACUACCUUCAAAUAUGUCCUGUGAACUGGAAUACCUUGACGAUUAACAAGCAUUUUGAAGUUGGAGCUCCAUGGCAUUUGUUUUUACGUCCAAACUUACGUUCAGAACCCAAUUGUGCAAAUUCUACAAAUCCAUCAUAUAAAUCUUCACGUAUAUCAAAAGAAAUGAUACUAGAAUUAAAUCAAAAAUUUUUGAAAUUACAAGAAAAGCUAGGUUAUUGCUUUAAAGAAAUUGAACUACUUGCUGAAGCCAUGACUCAUCAGUCAUCAUCUAAUAAACAAUUUUGGGGCAAUUAUCAAAGAUUAGAAUUUCUUGGUGAUUCUAUAUUGGGUCAUAUUGUUAGCAAUUAUCUAUUUCAAAAAUGUCCAAAUUCAUCACCAGGUACAUUGACUCAAGCACGAUCUGCAAUUGUCAAUAAUAUUAAUUUAGCGAAUGUUGUAGUUGAGCAUGAAAUUCAUCUGUUCAUCGAUUUUGGGAAUUGCAAUUUGGAAGGAUCCAUUGAUGAGAUAAAAAAUGUUCAUCGUCAAACCAAUUCCUAUUCUGAACGUAUUGAGCUAAUUACAAAGAUCUUUUCUGGGCGCAAUAUCAAGGUGUUGGCUGAUGUUUUUGAAUCGAUUCUUGGUGCAAUUUUUGUAGACAGUAAUGGUAAUCAUCAAAUCAUAUCAGCUGUUAUUCGUCGAUUCCUGGGUAAAUCUAUGGAUACUUUCAUUACUAAUUCUUCUGUCCAACAAGUUCAACAAAUGAUUUUACCAUAUCCUGAUAUACGAUAUAACAACUCAACACCCUUGUUACCAAAUCUACGCGAAGAUGCUCAUAGUUCACCUGUGUGGAAUAAAGGUAAGCGCCUUUGCGUGACGGAAGAUACAGAAAAUGAUUCGCGUCUUCGACUCUUUGAAAGUUUUGAUAGGUUAUUAACUGAUGGCGAGAAGACAGAUUUGAAAUAAUCAGAAUAAAUCUUUUUGUUUAGAUCUAUUAUACUUUGUUCACUGAUUAUAAAUUUUCUUCAAAAAACCUAUUUUGUAUACUUUUUUGAGAGCUAUUCCCUAUUUUUGUUCUUUGUAUAUUGAGCCAGUUUUUUAAUCCAAGUUUCAAAUAUUACAUACAACAAACUU